Osmerus eperlanus (European smelt) is the source of this 2566-nucleotide messenger RNA. RefSeq names its product ST3 beta-galactoside alpha-2,3-sialyltransferase 3a (gene st3gal3a). The transcript has 11 exons. NCBI's taxonomy places the organism in Eukaryota, Metazoa, Chordata, Actinopteri, Osmeriformes, Osmeridae. The coding region runs from base 297 to 1388 and encodes 363 amino acids. The record is from RefSeq and is a predicted model, not a curated record. Gene Ontology annotation, molecular function: sialyltransferase activity.
CGUAGCUAACUACCUCAGUCCUCAAGACGCGUCUACAUAGUGUGUUUACUUGCUCCUGCUAAUGCUAGAGCUAGUCUACUACUAGCUCAAGGCUCCGCAGCACUGAUUACCAUCCUAUUCUCAGCCGCAAGCAUGUUGUAGAUAUAACAGUAAUUGCUGACAAAACAAUACUACUUGAACGAUGUGUUAUUUAAGCCUUCUAACAUAACAUGAAUGCUAGUGGCAAACCUCACCUUAACAGCGGACCCGCAUCGUGAAAGAAACGGCUCCAGUGGUGCCAUGUACAGACAUAAGAGAUGAGAAUGAAGCCCACGCGCAAUCUGGUCCUGGGGCUAUGUUCCAUGCUGGUCCUGGGAUUCCUCUAUUACUCCUCUGGGCGACUUCAUUUACGUGGAUGGGGACAGAAGUCACUGUAUGACAAACAGGGAUUCCUGCUGAGGCUAAAUAGCAGCUUGCCGCUGGAGCUGAUGUACAAGUAUGGCAAUCUCAGCAAGGGAGCCUGCAAGCCAGACUACGCGGCCGCUAAGAUGACCGCCAUUUAUCCCAAGUUCACCAAGCCAGCCCCCAUGUUUCUCGACACAAACUUUCGACGGUUCUCCAAGAUCGGCAAUUUUUACCCCCCUUUCGGAGUCAAGCUACAAGAAAAGAUGAUCAAUAUUAUUUUGACCGCCACGAAGAACUACGGUCUGGGUGCUGAGCUGGACAGCUUGAGCUGCAAGAGGUGCGUCGUCAUGGGAAACGGAGGCAUCCUCGCCAACCGCUCCCUGGGCCCGACGAUCGACGAGUACGACGUGGUGGCAAGGCUCAACGAGGCCCCGGUGAGGGGCUACGAGAGGGACGUGGGCUCCAGGACCACCCUGCGCAUCACCUACCCCGAGGGCGCCAUCCAGAGGGCGGAGCGCUACGAGGCGGACUCCCUGUUCGUCCUCUCCGCCUUCAAGUCCCUGGACUUCAAGUGGCUGCGGAGCAUGAUCUUCAACGAGAAGCUGCGCAAAACGGACGGGUUCUGGAAGUCGGUGGCCCGCCACGUCCCCAGGGAGCCCAGCGAGGUGCGCAUCCUCAACCCCUACUUCAUCCAGGAGGCCGCCUUCAAGUUCAUCGGCCUGCCCCACAACAACGGGCAGAUGGGGAGAGGGAAUAUCCCGACACUGGGGACGGUUGCCAUAACAAUGGCGCUCCACAACUGUGACGAGGUGGCGGUGGCCGGGUUUGGUUACAACAUGAGCACGCCCCACGCCCCCCUGCACUACUACGAGAAGAUUCGGAUGUCGGCCAUCAAAGAGUCGUGGACUCACAACAUAUCAAAGGAGAAAGAGUUCCUCAUCAAGCUGGUGAAGGCCGGAGUCAUCAAGGACCUGACCGGUGGGAUCUGUGGGUCGGGGUGUUGAUCGCCUCUGGUCUCCCCGCUGGUUGUCCUCCCUCCCCUCCCUCCCGUCCCCCCUCUCCACCCUCCAGCUCUCAGGGACGGAGGAGGGACCGGGGGAGAGCGGUGGGCCCUCGUCGACCUGCAGCCCGCGCCGACACCCCGCGGCCUCGAGGGGUCGAACGGCGAUGACGGAAUGUAGGAGUUGACUCUUGCUGAUGGUGGAUGGAGAUGGGGGGAUCCUGGGUCACACUCUUCCACUCUCCAGGGUCCGUUAAAGAGAGGAGGGGUGGGUGGAUGGAUGGAUGGAGGGGCCUUUCCUGUAGUGUUGAAGCACCGCGCAGAUUACCUCCCGAGGAAGUGUCCUUGUGCUUCUGAAUGUAUUCCCGGAAAAUGAAACCAGAAACCGUUCUGGCGCUUUUAUUUCUUCUCAUUUCAAGUGUUCACUGUUUUGGCUCGCCUCGCAACGUUUUUUAAGGACUGUUUUUCGUCCAGGUAGCAAUGUACACAUUCAGCUGCUUCCAGGAAACAUGGGGCAGGGCAGGGCAGGUGCUGGAUUUCUCCCCACACCCUCCUUCCCCUUUUAAGUUAUUUUAAAGUUAUUUACCUUGAGAGGUUUCUUUUGAUGUGACCCCUUCUUGUUUGGCUCAGUUCAGAGUUAAAAGGAGCACCAGCCCUUGAUAAACGUAUUUAUUUUUGGUCAAACCGCCGAGGACUCCUUGUUUUACAGUCCUGCUUUGGACAGAGAGACUGGGCUGUGUUUGGGCUGUGUUUGGGCUGUGGUCUGUCCAUCAGUGUGCUUCCCUAAACACUGAACUCGAUCAUAUUUCGCUCAUUCUCGACAGCUUCCGGAAUUUCAAGCUCUCUGGUCAGACAUAAACAGUGUUCUUCUUAAUUGUCAGUGUAAACAAGCUUUAUGACUAAAAGUAAAAAAAUAAAUUUAAAAAAGAAACACUUCCAUUUUAUUGUUAUAUGUUUAUUAUUAUUAAAUGAUAGACUGUGUUCGGAAAGUUUCUUACAGUAUGUAUGCCUGUCAAACAAAUUGAUGGUGACAAAGCUAUUUCUGUUCAAUCUUCGAUUGUUAUUGAUUGAUUCUGGACUUGUUUCUGUGCACAGCCAAAGUAUGUGGCGUGUAUUUCUUAUCCUUUAUGCGCCCAUACAUUGAUUGUCAAGAUAAUUUGAGAAAUAAAUCAUAACAUACUG